Molecule: messenger RNA, 3297 nt
Organism: Pteronotus mesoamericanus
Lineage: Eukaryota; Metazoa; Chordata; Mammalia; Chiroptera; Mormoopidae
Gene: WDR49
Product: WD repeat domain 49
Molecular function (GO): protein binding; calcium ion binding
Source: RefSeq, a predicted model, not a curated record
AUGCCUGGGGAAGGUUUUGUGGGCCAGGCUGCCAUUCCAACUGCAAGGGCAACUGGAAAAUGUAGACAGUACAGAGUGCCUUCAACAGCCUCAGUCAAUUCAUCACCUGCUGAACAAAGGCAGCAGGUCAGAACAUAUCUUGCCCCAACUUCCUUAGAGGAAUCAAAAAGCCUGUUUUUGACGGCAGCAGAAAAUCAGCGAAGCCCUGCAGGUCCCUCUCCUCAGCAGCAGCACCCAGAGCCAAGUCAAAUCACUUGUAUGACCAGAGAAGAGUUUAUGCAGAGGAUGAGGACUGUCAGUUGGGGCACAAAGGAAGAAUAUGGGAAACUCUUUGACGAAGUGGAUGUGGCCCAAGAUGGCUUCAUUAAUUGGGACAAGUUGACUUCAUUUAUGCUGUUAACACUGUAUGAGAAUGAUGAAUGAGCAAAGGCAACUGUGACUCCCCUGGGGAAAGACCUUGAAUUCUUCCCAGUGAAACACAAGGACACCAUUCAAAAAGUACUAAUCUUAAAAAGCUCAAGUUGUUAUUUGACCGUCAGCAAGGAAGGUUUAUUAAGAAUCUGGUGAGAGAAUUUAAAGCUGCAAGAAGCACUUCCUGUCACUUCGGAUGCUGCCAAGCUUAAACAUCUGUGGGCGACAAGUCUGGUUUCUCUGGAAAACGUAAACAAGAUUUCGGUGGCUUUUACAAGUAAAGAGAUUUGUUUCUACGAUCUGCUGUCCAAAGAAGGAUUUCCCUGUCAAUAUAAACUCUAAGGCCUGAAAGGAACACCAGUUUGCAUGGAUUAUUGGUAUGAUCCUCUUGAUACCAAUGAAUCAAUUCUGUCUUUUGGGGAUGUAGCUGGAAAGGUUCAAGCAAUUGUUUUCACGACAACCAUGAUGUCUGAGUGUCCAGCUAGUGCAUGUGAAGAUGAAGAGGCCACGGUGAUGAACUGGGCAGAACUGCUCUCUGGACAUCACAAACGUUGCUAUACAUUAAGGCACAAACUUCAUCAGGGAGAGGGGGUCAGGCAAGUUGCCUACAAUGCAUCUUUAGAUGCUAUCAUUUCCAGCACAACCAACAAUACAAAUACUGUGGUGCUGGCUUGGAGAGAGAAAUCAAAAAAACAUCUUCAAAUGACAUCCCUCAACAUUGCCCAGGGCAUUCAUGCUUUUGAUUACCACUCUCGGCUCAAUUUAAUUGCCACUGCUGGCAUUAACAAUAAAGUUUGUCUAUGGAACCCCUAAGUUGUCUCUAAGCCAGUUGGGGUCCUUUGGGGUCACUCAGCCAGUGUUAUAGCUGUUCAAUUCUUUGUUGCAAGAAAACAACUUUUCAGCUUCUCCCAAGAUAAAGUUUUGAGACUCUCGGAUGUCCAGCACCAGCUCUCCAUCCAGCGAACAGUGUGUGCUUUCCCCAGAUGCCAGGACUUCAGAUGCCUCUUCCACUUUGAUGAAGCCCAUGGCCGACUUUUCAUCUCAUUUGAUCACCAGCUAGCAUUGCUGGCAAUGGAGAGGGAAGCCAGCAAGAGAGUGAAAAGCCCCAAGAACGCAGACUGUGUCCUUUACAAUUCAGUCUUGAAGCAGGUAAUCAGCUCUGAUGUGGGGUCAACUGUUUCCUUCUGGAUGAUAGACACUGGGCAAAAAGUCAAACAAUUUACUGGUUGCCAUGGGAAUGCAGAAAUCAGCACUAUGGACCUUGAUGCAAAUGAGACGCGGCUUUUGACUGGCAGCACAGAUGGAACUAUUAAGGUAUGGAACUUCAGCGGAUAUUGUCACCACACACUAAAUAUUGGGCAGGAGGGAGCUGUGGAUAUUUCACAGAUCCUGGUUCUUAAGAAGACAAUACUGGUUACAGGCUGGGACAGGGCUAUUACUGUGUUUUGACCUCAGAACUUCAAUCCAUUUUUCAUGCAACCUGAAGAAUGGAAAGGAGGAAUACAGCAGGGAGAUGAUAUCUGGUGUGCUGCGUUUUCACCUCUACAGACUCUUGUAACAGAUUAACUAAACCUUCACUUGACAAGUUAUGAUGGAGAAAUUACAUGGGACAACAGAACAGAAAAUUCUCACUUUGUCCUUCACCUUGAUUACCAGAGGCUACUAAAAUCAAAAUCAGAUAUAAAGCCUCAAAAGCUCCUCAAUAUUGGGAGAAGCUGUUCCAGCCACCCUACAGCAGACCAGACUGCCCCGGGAGCUGGUUCCUUUGAGACUGACACUGUGAGCAAUACUGCUGUUAUGAGGCUUUGCUUCCUUGAAGCAAGAAAGGAUAUUGCAGUGACAGGAGGUGCUAACUUGGUGUCAUGUGGAGGAUCUGGGUAUGUCAGAUUCUGCAAUACAAUUCAGGAGCAACUUCUGGCUGAAUUUUUGGCUUAUAGUGGAGUUGAACUUAUUAUUAUGGCUACUGAUAAAUUGAAUCGAUACCUCGCCACAGGAGAUCUUGAUGGAUGGUUGAACAUCUGGAAUAUAGAGGAUUACUGCCUUAAUUCUAGUAAGAGCAAAGUCACACAGACCCCACCUCUGACAAGAUCGUUCCAACCUCCUGAAGACCAGAUAAGUUCCUUAGAGAUGUGUGAGCCGGGUGUGUGUUACCUGAUUAUCUCGUCCUCGGCAGAUUGCAGCAUUUGUGUGACUGAUGUCUGCGGUGCUUCUGUCUGGAUCUUCGGUCAGGCAAAGGACUGGCAAAUUGAAAACUGUUUCUCUCUUCCUAAGAAGGAUAAUAAUUUAACAAACAAUGAGAUUCAAGAAGAAAGUAUAAGUGAAAUUCUUUUACUUUCUAAGGAGCAAUCAUGUUUAGACCCAACAGAACUUUCUCUACUUGAUAAGAAAAACAAAGAUGAGUCAACAUACAAUGUCAGACCAUCAGAAGUCAUAAAUUUAGGUAUAAAAUAUAAGGAAAAAAACAUAUAUAAGAAAAAAGCACAAAGCUUUUACAACAGUGAAGUUACACAAAAAUCACCCAGCGUAUUUAGGUCAUUAAGCAUGGGAGCCCUGAAAGAGCUUCCUGAAGUGAAUAAACCGGCUUUUCUUCUAAACCCUGAGGAAUACUUUAGGGAAGAGCCAGAGAAGGAGUGUCCCCAAAUUCCAGAGGACCCAUCACUUUCUGAGACUUUGAAAGCUGCAUUUGUUGAAGAAAACCUGUUUCCCAAAGACUUUCUGGAUCAUGAAAGAAAAGCCAACCAAUUCUGUCAAGAAACAAGUAGUGAAGUGAAGAUAAAAGGAAAUAAGAAGCAUUUGGAAAUAUUUAUGAUGGAGUACAUUGGUAAUCUGAUGCGAAACAGAUUACCUGUUUCGUCCUGUGAGAAACAGAAAAGAGCUAACUACUAG